ACCGCAUCUGCUCGCGAGCUAGUCUUCGACGCGCCCAUCUCAUACUCAUACCACCUGUACUACAAUCCCCAGCUAUGAACUGUAAUGACAACUUCGUUCUCGUGGCGCCUCGCCCAGUGCGCCUCACAGCCGCGAACAACACCGUUCCUUUCACCCACUUCCAGAAUGCCAUACAUCGCCCUCAGACCCGCGUGGCGACCAUGCGCCUAGUUGGAGACGGCGUCGAUCGCCUUAAGCUGGGUGACGACGUUCCCCCGCAGGAGGAUGCCAAGCUUGACCAGAGCGAGAAAGAUCUUGCGUCUCCCCGUGCCUCUCCAAGGUCCAACCUCCCCUCCGAGGCUAUAGAGGAGUUUCUCUCCAUUCUCCAGUCGUCCGCCAUGCGCUUCCCGCCCACUUCUCCCAUUCUACGGGCCAGCAACGCGAACAUGCCGCAUGCGUUCUUCUACCGCCGUCCUACACCUGGAAAUCUGAGUCCUUCCCACUCGUCCGAGGGGCUCGGCCUUUCAUUCGCUGACCCCGCAGACGAGAUACGCAUGGAGACAACCACCCCCGCGUACCCGUUCAAGCUCAUUGGGGGUCCUCUCGCUUCACCCGUCUCCCGUACACAUACGCGUAACCCCUUCCAGCGCCACUCCCCUUAUGAGAACGCCUUCACGGGUCUUCUCCGUCCGCUCUCGGCCUCUCCUGUUCCAGGCUCUCCGGUUGCGAUGGCGCUCUCUCCGGCGGCAGUUCCCUUGCCUCUGCCGACUCCGGACGAGAUUGAACUUGAGGCCUCCUCGUAGACGCUCCAAGUCACGCGGUUCAUUCGGGGACACACCGUCUAACCCCCCUCUCUAUCCAGUGCAUCAAUAACUACCCUAUAACUCAGCAAAGACCUCGAGUCUACACGCUAUGCUCAAACAUACUGAAUAACGCCCAUUGUAUUGUGUAUUUCCUGUUUGUCACUCAUACUGUAUAUGUCCGAUAUUUAGUACGCGGUUUGCGUCAGCAUAUACCUUGUUUUGUUUGUGACCACUUUUUGCCCCCUGACUUUGUCCCUGCGAUGCACAUGCUGUGUCUCCCACGGUCUAUUUGCAAAUGUUCACUGUAGACCAUCCUUGUUUGCACCCUGAUUACGUUCGACCUUGUCUGCCUGUGGUAUAGCCGUAGAUUGGGUAAUGGCAUACCUCCGUUGUUCGCCUUGAC
Molecule: messenger RNA, 1185 nt
Organism: Postia placenta MAD-698-R-SB12
Lineage: Eukaryota; Fungi; Basidiomycota; Agaricomycetes; Polyporales; Adustoporiaceae
Exons: 3
Coding region: 75-782 (235 amino acids)
Source: RefSeq, a predicted model, not a curated record